AUGCGGUAUCAAAUUGGGAGAAUUGGUAGUGAUCCAAUAGUUAUCGGUGAACAAGUCGACCCCACCUACGAAACAAAAAACGUUUGUAAAAUACCGUUGACAUUGGCUCUAACAUCAUKUGGAAAAUUUCAUUGCACGGCUGUAUAUGCAAAUUUAGCUCAGAAAAAAAAAGUUAACAUUUAUAAUUAUUUGAGUGUUGCAAAAAUGAAAGAAAUGAAGGAAUCUAGAAAUGCACUUGUGAAGAUCAUUAGUUCAAUAUUCUAUCUCACUAGACAAGGGUUACCUAUACGAGGUCAUACAGAUGAUAAUUCAAAUAUUUUUCAGCUAUUGAAAUUGCGAUCAAGUGAUUCGUCAGAAUUAAAUAAUUGGCUUUUACGUACAAAGUUCAAAUGGAUAUCUCACGAAUAUUUUGCUAUUAUUAUGGAUGAAACUACAGACAAUUCUUGUACUGAACAAGUAUCAAUAUGUUUUCGUGUCGUUGAUGAUAGUUUGGAGGUUUCAGAACUUUUUUUAGGAUUUUAUAACACCGAAUUAACUAAUUCUUUGACAUUAUUUACUUUGAUCACUAAUGUUUUAACAGAAUUUAAACUAUCAGUUACAGACUGUCGAGGCCAGUGUUAUGAUGGUGCUGCAAAUGUAAGUGGUCAUAUUACUGGCCUUCAAAAAAGAAUAACUGAUGUAGAAAAUCGAGCUAUAUAUGUUCAUUGUGUUGCUCAUACUUCUCCCAAGAGGCAGGCUAUGUUCCAUGCUCUUCAAGCUGAACAUGACUCUAAUUCCAAAUCACUCAGACCAUUUUGUCCAACUAGAUGGUUUUAUGCUAACCACUCGCCGUACUCGAACGCCGGGAGAAGACGUUCAAGGUUCAACGCGACCAGUCCUCGUCCUGGAUUUCAAUCGAYCGACUCAAACCAGCAUUCAUCGCACGAGACGACCCGCUAG
Diuraphis noxia (Russian wheat aphid) is the source of this 939-nucleotide messenger RNA. RefSeq names its product zinc finger MYM-type protein 1-like. Lineage: Eukaryota; Metazoa; Arthropoda; Insecta; Hemiptera; Aphididae. The record is from RefSeq and is a predicted model, not a curated record.